Balaenoptera musculus (blue whale) is the source of this 2437-nucleotide messenger RNA. RefSeq names its product proprotein convertase subtilisin/kexin type 2 (gene PCSK2). The transcript has 12 exons. NCBI's taxonomy places the organism in Eukaryota, Metazoa, Chordata, Mammalia, Artiodactyla, Balaenopteridae. The coding region runs from base 340 to 2256 and encodes 638 amino acids. Gene Ontology annotation, biological process: protein processing. Gene Ontology annotation, molecular function: serine-type endopeptidase activity. Gene Ontology annotation, cellular component: Golgi membrane; trans-Golgi network. The record is from RefSeq and is a predicted model, not a curated record.
GAGGAGGAGCUGAAAAUGCAGAUUUAGCAUCAGGCACAGAUACACUCGCUCUUUCUCUGAGAUACACACAGCUCUCCACAUUAGCACCUCUGCGAGCAAGCCGGGCUGCCUGACUGCACGGCUUCCCCGCCAGCCAGAUGCUAGAGAACACACACUGAUUUGCUCCUUUCCAAACCCCUAGUCAGUGUUUUUCUCUACACAAAGAUUUUUUAAAAACAAGCAACAACAAAAACUAUAUAUAUAUUUUUUUCUUUUUUUUUUUAUUUGCACCUUCCUUGCGGGACCACUGCUCCGCCAGCCUGCGCGCCUCCUAACACCACUUUUCACUCCCAAAGAAAGAUGAAAGGUGGCUGUGUCUCCCAGUGGAAGGCGGCCGCCGGGUUCCUCUUCUGUGUCAUGGUUUUUGCAUCUGCCGAGAGACCGGUCUUCACGAAUCAUUUUCUUGUGGAGUUGCAUAAAGGAGGAGAGGAAGAAGCUCGCCAAGUUGCAGCAGAACACGGUUUUGGAGUCCGAAAGCUCCCCUUCGCCGAAGGCCUGUAUCAUUUUUAUCACAAUGGCCUGGCAAAGGCCAAGAGGAGACGCAGCCUGCGCCAUCAGCAGCAGCUGGAGAGAGACCCCAGGGUAAAGAGGGCCUUGCAACAGGAAGGGUUCAACCGAAAAAAGCGAGGGUAUAGAGACAUCAACGAGAUCUACAUCAACAUGAACGACCCUCUUUUUACGAAGCAGUGGUAUCUGAUCAAUACCGGGCAAGCUGAUGGUACUCCUGGCCUUGACUUGAAUGUGGCAGAAGCCUGGGAGCUGGGAUACACAGGGAAAGGUGUUACCAUUGGAAUUAUGGACGAUGGGAUCGACUAUCUCCACCCGGACCUGGCCUCAAACUAUAACGCCGAAGCAAGCUACGACUUCAGCAGCAACGACCCCUAUCCUUACCCUCGAUACACAGAUGACUGGUUUAACAGCCAUGGAACCCGAUGCGCCGGGGAAGUUUCUGCAGUCGCCAACAACAACAUCUGCGGGGUCGGAGUGGCCUACGGCUCCAAGGUCGCAGGGAUCCGGAUGCUGGACCAGCCCUUCAUGACGGACAUUAUCGAGGCCUCUUCCAUCAGCCACAUGCCUCAGCUGAUAGACAUUUACAGCGCCAGUUGGGGCCCCACCGACAACGGGAAGACGGUGGACGGGCCCCGGGAGCUCACACUCCAGGCCAUGGCGGACGGCGUGAACAAGGGCCGAGGGGGCAAAGGCAGCAUCUACGUGUGGGCCUCAGGGGACGGCGGCAGCUACGACGACUGCAACUGCGACGGCUACGCCUCCAGCAUGUGGACCAUCUCCAUCAACUCGGCCAUCAACGACGGCAGGACCGCCCUGUACGACGAGAGCUGCUCCUCCACCCUGGCCUCCACAUUCAGCAACGGGCGCAAGCGCAACCCAGAGGCUGGCGUGGCAACCACAGAUUUGUACGGCAACUGCACCCUGAGACAUUCUGGGACAUCCGCGGCUGCUCCUGAGGCAGCUGGAGUGUUUGCACUGGCUUUAGAGGCUAACCUGGGUCUGACCUGGAGAGACAUGCAGCAUCUGACCGUGCUCACCUCCAAACGAAACCAGCUUCAUGACGAGGUCCAUCAGUGGCGGAGGAACGGGGUCGGCUUGGAGUUUAAUCACCUCUUUGGCUACGGGGUGCUUGACGCAGGCGCCAUGGUGAAAAUGGCCAAAGACUGGAAAACUGUGCCUGAGAGGUUCCACUGUGUGGGAGGCUCCGUGCAGGACCCUGAGAAAAUACCGCCCACCGGCAAGCUGGUGCUGACGCUCACCACCGCCGCCUGCGAGGGGAAGGAGAACUUCGUCCGCUACCUGGAGCACGUGCAAGCUGUCGUCACGGUCAACGCGACCAGGCGAGGGGACCUGAACAUCAACAUGACGUCCCCCAUGGGCACCAAGUCCAUCCUGCUGAGCCGGCGGCCGCGGGACGACGACGCCAAGGUGGGCUUCGACAAGUGGCCUUUCAUGACGACCCACACCUGGGGGGAAGACGCCCGGGGGACCUGGACCCUGGAGCUGGGCUUCGUGGGGAGCGCGCCCCAGAAGGGGGUGCUGAAGGAGUGGACGCUGAUGCUGCACGGCACGCAGAGCGCCCCGUACAUCGACCAGGUGGUGCGGGAUUACCAGUCCAAGCUGGCCAUGUCCAAGAAGGAGGAGCUGGAGGAAGAGCUGGACGAAGCGGUGGAGAGAAGCCUGAAGAGCAUCCUGGGCGAGAACUAGCCCCUCGGCACCCUCUCCCCAGCGCCAGCCCGCCGCCCCCGCCGGGCACCUAGCAGCGAACCUCCCCCCACACAAGCGAUUCCAACUUCUUGCUCCGAAGCUUCGCUCACUGUCAGUGAUUAUUUUCAUUACCAUGGAAGCCACCUUUUUUAUUCUGUGCCCCAAAUACAGUGUUCCCACC